This is a messenger RNA of Nezara viridula (southern green stink bug), 2740 nucleotides long. The record is from the annotation of a GenBank genome assembly. Lineage: Eukaryota; Metazoa; Arthropoda; Insecta; Hemiptera; Pentatomidae.
AUGUUUCCUUUGGAUAUGGAACAAUACCUUUUCAAUGUCUUCGAAGUAAUAGUGUCAACGCUAGAAACGAAACUGCAACGGAUAGAAAACUUGGACCGUGCCGUGGAACACCUGAUGAGGAGGGUCGAACAGUUGGAUUCGAGGAUGAACGACAACAUCGACAAGACCGAAUCCAUCAUAACCAACUUGAGGGCCUUGGACUCCAAGCUUCCCAAGUCGGCGAGCAGUAACCUGGACAUGCGAUUGGUAGCGCUGGAUCAGAAAGUCAGCGACAUCGACACCAAGCUCAUCGUCCUCAAGAACCAACUGGACAAUAACUUCUUGCCUUCGGACGACAUCAACGCUGAAGCCAGCGAGAAGAAGCCGGUAACCACUCUGGAUGUAUCCAAGGUCAUCACCAGCGAACUAGAAGCUCUGCGAGGAAGUACGACCAACCUGGACAGGAAGCUCCAGUUCCACAUCAACGUCGUGUCCGAGAGUCUAGGUAAAGUCCUCAACAUGAUGACAGAUAUUCACGAAGCAGUUGUCGAGCCAGUGGUAGUGCAGAACAUGCAGCCUCAGCCGUUCAGGAACAGGACGACGACACCCCCGACCACCAUCAUCAAGAACUCCAAGCUGGACAAGUUGGUGAGGCAGAUGCACCCCAUGCUCAGCGUGUCUAACAAGAUGGACGAAGUCUGGAACGUAGUUGUCGGGACGAAAGUUUCUGUGGACGAUUUAGUACCAAAAUCCGACGAAUUGUUGACGCAGACUCAGCGGCAAGAAAGGGCUAUCAGUGACAUCCACGCCGACCUCAGAGCAAACACUAACAAGAUCAUAGCCAACUUGGGAAUGGUGGAAAAGAGGUUGAAGAAGCAGGAAGAAGAAGUGGUGACCCUGCGGCAGCCGGAACCUCUGCUGGACCCGACGAUCGAGCGGCUGGUGGAGUACGAGCAGAACAGGUACACCGAACAGAACAGGUUCACCGAGGACAGUACCGAACCCGUGACGUUCACGACUCCUCCGGGAAGCACCCAGCCACCCUCCAGCGCUCAACCCCCGGCCAACGGCAGAGUCGGCAACCGGGAUCGCAGCAGAGGUCUCAUCUUCCCCAGCGUCAAGAACAAGCCCGCCCCCGCCAACACCAGCAGCACCUUCGUCACCGAUCAGCAGAUCGUCCCCAUCAAGGAUGUCAAGGGCUAUUCUUGCACGGACCUGAUGAGCGCUGGUAUGAGGCAGUCUGGAGUCUAUUAUCUGCAGAUCAGAGGUACAACCUAUUGGUUCCUCAAGGUCUUCUGCGAACAAGAAAUUUCUGAUGGAGGAUGGACGGUGAUCCAGAGACGUGACGAUGUAGGUGAACCAAGAGAGAACUUCAAUAGGGACUGGAGCGACUACAAGAAUGGUUUCGGAGAUCCAGCAAAGGAGUUCUGGCUUGGAAAUGAAAACAUCUAUAUGUUGACCAACAAUGAAGAGCAUAUGUUGAGGGUGGAGCUGGAAGAUUUCGAGGGCAACAAGAGAUAUGCCCAGUACUCCCACUUCAAGAUUUACUCUGAAGGAGAAUAUUACAAAUUGGAGAUUGACGGAUAUGAAGGAAAUGCAGGAGACUCUCUGAACGAUCCAUGGUAUGGAUCAAACAACUCACCCUUUUCAACAUACAACAGGGAUAAUGACAGGUCGAGCCUGAACUGUGCCUCGAUGCUGAAGGGUGGCUGGUGGUGGAAGUCCUGCGGCCGUGGUCUGAAUGGGCUGUACCUCACUGACCCUCAAGAUAUCACAGCUAGGCAAGGUAUCGUGUGGUUCAGGUGGAGAGGGUGGGACUACACCCUGAAGAAGGCGAUGAUGAUGAUCAGGCCGAAAUCCAGCAUCAGCCAGUCGUGAUCUGUCACCGAAGAGAAAAGGAGAGAUCAGAUCACUCCAAUUUGUUUAUCAUUCCAGUGUUAUGUUCUCGCGUACACAUCCGCUAAGUGUAUAACAACUAAGAACAUAUUACAGAACGGAACUAAGCAAAUUUAUAUUUCGAAUAUUAAGCCAUAAAUAUAGAAUAAUUUACUUCGGUUGUUUAUUUUAUUUGUUUUUUAUUUAUACUGAAAACAUUACCGUCUAUCUUGUGUAUAUAUAUGUUAUAUUUUCUUUAAUAUCUUUAUUUUAAAACAGAAUAAAAUAUAUUUUAAGGACUUGUGUCAAAAAUGUACGGCAAAAGUGUUUAAAUUAAUCUAAGUUAUUGAAGAGGCUAUGAUCAUGUAAAUUUUAUAUAUAUUUAAGAAUUGUUGUUUCAUCUUAUCCUAAAACAGUAUUUGUAUCAAAAUUCGAAUAACUCUUUUUUAGAGGAACGAAAUUCCCUUCUCCCCAUCUUUUUUUAAAUUAACACCAUAUUUUUUGGUUUUCAGUAUUAACUAUCACCUGUCUGGGUUUUUUUUUAACUUUAGUGUUAUCAAAAAAACAUUUUGUUAGUAUUAUUAGUUUCUAAGUUAUUUUGUAAGCCGUAACUGUAAUGUUAAAUGACUGGUUUUAUUUCCAUUAUGUAAACACUUUGUAGCAAUGUUUUUCCAGAGAAAAAAAAUUAUUGAAAAUUCUGUGCAAUAAUAAUAAUUUUAAAAAAAUAAGUUAAGAAAUGGAUUGUCUCGCAUACAGAAUCAUCUUAACAAGAUUUUGAGACCAUGUACCUAACUAGAUUAUUAUCUUUGUAUAUUUUAAUGAUUGCUAAUUUGUACAUAGUGUUCCUCAUUGUAUAAAGAAAUAUAUUUCAUUUUUUAAAUCUGUG